AUGUGGACAGUUCCGAAGCCCAAAUACAGAACUGGUUCGUGCGACGAGGGGGAGAUUGCUGUGAACAUCGGCGGAGUCCGGGUGGUGCUCUUCGGGGACGUGUUGAACCGCUACCCGGAGAGCAGGCUGGCAGAGUUGUUGAACUGCUCCCCUCAGAACCAUGACGUCAUCUCCGCGCUUUGCGACGACUUUGACCCGGGCAGAAAGGAGUUUUACUUCGACCGAGAUCCCGAUGCCUUCAAGUGCAUCAUCGACGUUUACUACUUCGGUGAAAUCCACAUCAAACCCGGCAUUUGCCCCAUCUGUUUCAUCAAGGAGAUGGAGUUCUGGAAAAUCGACCAGGCAGUUUUGGACGAGUGCUGUAAAAGCUACCUGAGCGAGAAGGAGGAGGAGCUGACGGAGAUUGCAAACAAAGUGAAAGUGAUUCUGGAGGACCUGGAGGUGGAUCGGUGCAUCACGCGCACCCAGCGGUGCCAGAGGUUCCUGUGGAGGCUGAUGGAGAAGCCGGGUUCCUCGCGGCCGGCGCGCGUCAUCGCCAUCGCGUCCUUCCUCUCGGUCCUGGUCUCGGCGGUGGUGAUGUGCGUGGGGACCAUCCCGGAGCUCCAGGUGGCGGACCCAGAGGGAAAGUUGGUGGAGCACCCGAUCCUGGUGGCGAUCGAGACCGCCUGCAUGUCGUGGUUCACCGCGGAGUACCUGCUGCGUCUCGCCUCCUCUCCGAACAAGCUGCAUUUCGCGUUCUCCUUCAUGAACGUCGUGGACUUCAUGGCCAUCGUGCCUUUCUACGUGGUCCUGUCCCUCACCUACCUCGGCACCUCGUCCAUGAUGGAGUUGACCAACGUGCAGCAGGCUGUCCAGGCGCUGCGCAUCAUGCGCAUCGCGCGUAUUUUCAAGCUGGCGCGCCACUCCUCCGGGCUGCAGACCCUGACCCAGGCGCUCAAGAACAGUCUGAAGGAGCUGGGCUUGCUGCUCAUGUACAUGAGCGUGGGGAUCUUCGUGUUCUCGGCGCUGGCCUACACCAUGGAACAAAGCCACCCAGAGACGCUUUUCCGGAGCAUCCCGCAGUCCUUCUGGUGGGCCAUCAUCACCAUGACCACGGUGGGCUACGGGGACAUCUACCCCAAGACCACGCUCGGCAAGUGCAACGCGGCCGUGAGCUUCCUGUGCGGGGUGAUAGCCAUCGCCCUGCCCAUCCACCCCAUCAUAAACAACUUCGUGGUGUUCUACAACAAGCAGAAAGUGCUGGAGAGCGCGGCGAAGCACGAGGUGGAGCUGAUGGAGCUGAAGUCGGGCAGGGACGCGCGCAGGAAAAGCAGGGAUUGA
Molecule: messenger RNA, 1320 nt
Organism: Cyclopterus lumpus (lumpfish)
Lineage: Eukaryota; Metazoa; Chordata; Actinopteri; Perciformes; Cyclopteridae
Gene: kcnf1b
Product: potassium voltage-gated channel, subfamily F, member 1b
Exons: 1
Coding region: 1-1320 (439 amino acids)
Biological process (GO): potassium ion transmembrane transport; protein homooligomerization
Cellular component (GO): membrane; voltage-gated potassium channel complex
Molecular function (GO): voltage-gated potassium channel activity
Source: RefSeq, a predicted model, not a curated record